Molecule: messenger RNA, 279 nt
Organism: Cooperia oncophora
Lineage: Eukaryota; Metazoa; Nematoda; Chromadorea; Rhabditida; Trichostrongylidae
Source: the annotation of a GenBank genome assembly
AUGUUCCAUUACUCGUGUGUCUAUGGAGUGGAAGACCUCCCUGUGAUCAUGAAACAGAGUCACCUCGUGGCUCACAAGCUGUACAUCGACUAUCAACCAGCUGCAUAUUUUUGUCUUCUCAAGCAAGUCCGUAAGAGGGCCUUAUCACCAAUUAACUUCGACUCGGCAAUAUAUGCAGAAAUUCCACUCGUUGAGCUAAGCCGUGGCAUUUCCUUCCAAAACUUAACCCAUCCAGAGUGGCUCUUAAGACUGCAUGAACCGCGGAAGAAUUCCUUGUGA